CGGCACAGCACCUGCGCACAGCCAGUCCGAUCGCAGCCGCCGGCGCGCGCGUUCCAUAUUUGAAAUUCGAACGAUUUAAACUUCGAACGCGAUUUGAAUUUCAAUCGUUGCACUUUCGAAUUGCAGUGUGUUUUGGUGUUAGUGUGUGUUUGUGAAUUGUGGAUUUUUUUAAACUUUAAUAACUAGCGGCAAUGCGACAGUGAAAAAUAAAAAUGGCGUUAAGGACUAAACUAGUGAUCUUUGUGUUAACCUCAUUAAUAACAAACAACCUUUGUGACAAUGACGUUUUAAAACUAUCAAUCGACGACAGCGAUCUACUAAGAGGCAGCGGCGAAGAGAAAGAAAACCUAGAGGAGAUAGAAAUAGAAGAUAAAUCAGAAUUAGAAGAGUACACUACUACAGAAUACGCGACAACAGACGAAGCGUAUAUAGUUACUUUUAACGAUUUAAGAAUAGAUACUACGGUGGAAAGUACGACCGAGGACAAUGGCGUAGUCAGGACGGCCGUGCCGGAGGAUAUUUAUAACGCUAGUAACAUUGUUAAGGCAGAAACCACAACCUCACCCCCCACCAGAGCCACAGAGAGCAUGGAGGGGAUGUCCCCCAGGAUAGCAGAGUUCGAUGGGGAGGAGACAAAUCAAAGGAGCCCUAAGCUGACUGAGAGUGCUAGACCUGAACCCAAGCUCCAAGACCGGCCAGUCUUCGACCCCUCCCCCCCAGAAGCUAUCACCCCCCGAGCCGCCCUCCGCAACUGGCUUGAGGACCCAUGGCUGCGAGCACCAGCCGGUCUCCUAGUGCCGCUCAGAGCCUCGGCCUUGGCUCGGGCGAGCGCGGUCUGGGAUGACCUCAGCGGGGAGAGCUUGGGGCUGAGCGACGUGGUACUCGUCGGCUAUCAUGCUAAAGGUAUCAACUGGAGAUCCCGUCACAAUCUCCAGGGCAACGGCGUCAAAAAUGGCUACACAGCUGUAUCUGAUGCCCUGAAUAAACUCUUGGUUAAAUACCAGGGUUUGCCAGAAACGAGCGACGGAACAAUGCAAGCCCUUAUCUCAGCCACCAAGCUUGUGCCAUAUGACAGCGCAUUAUUUGUAUUGACGGAUAGAGCUCCUGGGGAUCUCCAGAGGCUCCCGUUGGCUGUGAGAGCUCUAGUUGAGAAGCGACUAAAGGUCUACACGAUCUGGACGAACCCGUCUCUACCGGCGUUUGACAUAGAACAACAGAUUCAAGGUCUGAAAAACGUCUCCAAGCACACCGAGGGAGAAGUGCUGACUUACACACUGCAGGGAUUGGACGUGGGAGCAAGCGAUAUGGACCAAAUGCACUUGGAAGUUCAGGCGCAGCCGCGACAGGCCAGACUCAACACUAUUGAGGAGGACGACAAAUUUGAAACUCUACUAGUGCGAAGGGGUGGUGGUGGAGCCACCUCCUUGGGUAUACCAGUGGAAUACGGAGUGACUGCUCUGAAGAUAUACAUCGAGGGCGAUGUGGAACAUGCUGUGCUGUACCCCCCCAAUGAUGCUCCUCAAGUGGACCUGUACAACAUGACUUCAGUGCGAGCCUUCUCCUCCGCCUCGAGAACUGAUGAGCUGUCUCCAAGGGAGGUGUUCCUUGUGUUCCCUGGGGCCGAUCCUCAGAACGAGGAAUUGAAAGUCCUACCAAUGAAGCCAGCGGACUCCCCCUCAGCUCAAGCGGGCAUGUGGCAUUUAUCCGUCCGCUGCGACACUUGUGACUACCACCUGCGAGUGCUAGCACGGGCACAGCUCCGCUUCCACGCCAGCUUGAAGGCCACAGAUAUGCUGAAGAUCAGAAUCAUGGGCCCAGUGGCGAGUGUUAGAGAGUCUGCGCUGGUCGACGAGUACGGAUCCGAAUUGGCAAAACUACCUUUCAGCUAUCAACCUAUAACCGGUGACGGACAAGAUGUUCCCCAGGACAGUCCUAUGACGGAGUUAGAGGAGACCAUACCGCUCCCUAACGUGAAGGCUGAAAGGGUCUACGUCAGGAUCCUAGGCAGAGAUAUUAGAGGGGAGCCAUUCGUCCGACUGUCAGGCCCGCUGCACGAGCCUGAGGUGCGCAUGGGCCGCUCUGCCACCUUGGAGCCUGAAGACCUGGAGCGAGCCGAGGAAGCUAACAUUGCAUUCGCUAGACUGCAACGACUGGGCUAUAAUGAUAGCAACGUGCUGCCUUACAACAGAGCUACGUCGCAGGUCGUGAACCAGCAUGGAACCAUUCUGACCGCCGUGCAGAUAGGUCUGAGUACAAGACUGUAUGGCUCUCCAGGGGACAACCUACAGCUACAUUUCGAGGUGACAAACUACAGGGAUCAAUCUGUGAGAUUCUCCUUCGAAGCAAGAGGCGAGCUUCGGUUUUUGACAGGAAUCAGCCCUAGCUCCCAAACUGUACUAAGCGGCCAGACAGUGAACGUCGUCGUGUCAGUCGGAAUCACCAGCACGGCUCAGCCGGGCGCCAGGGAUCUCAUCACAUUCACGGCUAUCGGCAUUGACCAAGUCUCCAUCUCCGCGUACGUGUACGUGGUCAACACAGUAGAUACAGUCGAUGUCUGGCCUCCGGAACUCAGGCAUACCUUCCAGGGCAUGUGCAUCGGGAAGCAGGGAGACGACUGCGCCCAGCACAUCUGGUCUACCACCAUUACAGCCAGGGAUGCUAGUUCAGGCCUUCUCCGCCUCACCUCGACGCCCAUCGGCCUGGUGUAUGACAGCAACUUUAUAUCCGGUACCAGGGAAGAGAUCAGAGCCAUCUAUCGGGCUACAUGCUGCGCUCCAAGACUAUCUGUCACGGCUGUGGAUGCCAACGGGAAUGUUAACAGCUACAUCAUUGAUAUAAGCGGCUAUCUUAACUCUGCAUCAAUAGCGGCCAUCACGCUGGGCAUUUUCCUGGCCAUCGCCAUCAUCCUCCUCAUCAUAUUCCUCAUCUACUGGUGCGUGAGAAGACGGAAGGAGUCAAGGGAACUGCCUUAUUCUACGUCUACCAGAAAUUAAAUACUUUAAAUUCACUUUGGCAGUUCUAAGUUAUGGCAAAAGGAGAUAACCCUAUUUGACUUGACAGUUUUAGGUGAAGAUAUCUGUAGAUUACUAGACUCCGACCACACUAAGUUUGCAUCGUCUUGUCAUUAUUCACUUAAAUUUGGCGAGCGACUUAGCGUGUCGGACUUUGAAUAACUAUAAAUUGAAAAGAUAAAUCCAAGAGAUAUUAUCCCCAAACAUAGCUAUACUCUGUACCUUUAGGUAUUUAAAUAAAAGUAAACAAAUAAUUUGUACAUUUUCGGGUAGUAAUAACAUUUAUUGGUUAACCAAACAAAUACAAAACCGCCUGGAUCAGUCACUGAACGACAUAGAAGUAGCAUCCUAUAGAAGUGGUGUGCGCGUGCCUCCGUGAGGGACAAAACAUACGCAAUGCGACAAUAUUAAAAACACGUUUUAACAUUCCUGACAAUAUACCAAAAACAAUCUACGUAAUUCGGUCGGGUUAUUUGUUGCCCACCAUAGCCCAUACUAACAAAAAGGUGGGGAACAAACAUAAAGUGAGACUGUGACAAGGACAAGCAAUAGUACCGCUUUCUCUGCUACUCCUACUGAAAGUUCUAUAAGUGUAUCUCGUUCGGACAUUUGGCCCCUCCCCCAUGUCUUCUCUAUAUUAUUGUACCUCUAUGCUGAACGACCACUUUAACCUACAUUAUUUGAUGUAAUAUUUUCAUCUACCCUCAACUGGCUUAACGAGCCAUUUGAGGAUAGAUUUUGUUUACUUUUAUUUAAAUACCUAAAGACAUAGACAAUAUGAACCAGCUUUUAUCGUCAAGGUUUUAAAUAUUAAAGAGAUAAAAAGAUAACAUAUUUUGUAAGUCCAAGUCUUAAACUGUUAGACAAACGAAGUUAAAAUGACAUUAAGUCAAGUAAAAUAUGUUUUGAGGUAUUUUUGUAUAGAAACCAAUGUGAUGAGUGUGAUGAC
Messenger RNA from Cydia fagiglandana, 3960 nucleotides. RefSeq lists its product as uncharacterized. The coding region runs from base 213 to 2993 and encodes 926 amino acids. The transcript is spliced from 20 exons. Lineage: Eukaryota; Metazoa; Arthropoda; Insecta; Lepidoptera; Tortricidae. The record is from RefSeq and is a predicted model, not a curated record.